Lycium ferocissimum is the source of this 1857-nucleotide messenger RNA. Its product is annotated as protein MANNAN SYNTHESIS-RELATED 1-like. The record is from RefSeq and is a predicted model, not a curated record. Bases 332 to 1555 code for a protein of 407 amino acids. The transcript is spliced from 6 exons. NCBI's taxonomy places the organism in Eukaryota, Viridiplantae, Streptophyta, Magnoliopsida, Solanales, Solanaceae.
AGAAAAAAAAAAAAACGUGAGUGCCACUCUGUCCCUAUCCCAUUUGGCCCUAAUUAGUCCAACUAGUAAAUAACACUACAGCCUUCAGUUAGUGCUAAUUCUACUUUAUUACCAAAAAAGUAGUGACUUGUCCCGCCGGGUUUUUAGUUUAUUGCUUGUAAAUCAUUCGUUUAUAUAUAAAUCCACAUUACUGUUAAGUUGCUGCUCCAAGUUCCUCUUGAGCACAGUGUACUUUGAACUUCUACCAUAUUUAAUUCCUUGUGCACAGUGUGUGAGAUAAAACUUGAAAUUUGCAAGGAAGAGGAACAGAGUUUUUGUGGAUCGGUGAGAAAUGGGGGUGGAUCCGAGACAAAUAGUGGCUGCUAUUCUUACUGUUACUAUGUUCGUAAUGCUUGGCAAUAUGAUCACCAGGGACCACUUUGCUUCACUUCCUGUGGAUUCUGAUAUAUCUAUCCAUAGUACCAGUAAGCAGAGCCUGGAAAAUGGCCCUUGGAUACGGGAUGGUGCAUCCCUAAAGCCUUGUUGGACUAAACCAGUUCCCCAAGCUGACCAAUCACAAGGAUUUGUUACCUUCUCUCUCACUAAUGGCCCUGAAUAUCAUGUCUCUCAGAUUGCUGAUGCCGUGAUAGUAGCGAGGUAUCUGCGUGCAACUCUUGUAAUCCCAGACAUCAGGGGAAGCAAACCUGGGGAUAAGAGGAACUUUGAAGACAUCUAUGAUGUAGAACACUUUGUGAGAAGCCUAGAUGGGGUGGUCAAAGUAGCAAAAACUCAGCCUACUGAAGUCUCAGCAAGAAAUCUUGCUGUCGUGAAGGUUCCAAAUAGGGUUUCUGAAGAUUAUAUUGCUGAAAACAUUGAGCCAGUUUUCACAUCUAAGGGGAACAUAAGGCUGGCAACAUACUUUCCUUCAGUGAACAUGAAAAAAAUGAAAGAGAAGAGCAAUAUCGACUCAAUUGCUUGUAUGGCGAUGUUUGGAACUCUAGAGCUUCAACCCGAAGUUAAUGAAGUAGUUGAAUCCAUGGUGGAGCGGUUAAGAACUUUGAGCGCAAAGUCAAAAGGACAGUUCAUUGCAGUGGAUCUGAGGGCUGAUAUAUUGGAGAGAAAGAGUUGCCAAGGAGACAGUGCUCUUAAAUCAAAGAGCUGCUAUGGUCCAGAGGAGAUAGGUAUGUUCUUGAGAAAAGUUGGUUUCAACAAGGAUACAACUCUAUAUCUGACUCAAUCAAGGUGGGAUAGCAGCCUUGAUGCAUUGAAGGAUCUCUUUCCUAAAACAUAUACAAAGGAAAGCAUAAUGCCCAUUGACAAAAAGGCAAAAUUUCUCGUCUCAGAGUCUUCUGAACUGGAGAAAGUAAUCAACUUCUACAUGUGUUCUGAGAGUGAUAUUUUCGUACCAGCCAUCUCAGGCCUCUUUUAUGCCAAUGUGGCUGGUAAGAGAAUCGCUUCUGGGAAGACACAGAUACUUGUUCCGGCUGAUAUUCCUGGUUCUUCUGCUGCUUUAACAGAUCACAUAUCCCAUUAUGUUUCAAAAAAGAACCACUUCGCCUAUUCAUGUUUCUGCUAGCUCGCUGUGGAGAAAGGCUGAUAAUGCAGAUUGUUGAGAUGGGUUUUCUACUACAUAUUCCUUGCGCUUUUAUUUGUAAGCCACGCAGGUUUGGUUCAUAGAAUUAGGCCAACUAUUUAUAGAGGUCUUGGUGGAAAAGAUUAGGCCCCAAACAGUCGAAUGUUGUUGAAUUUAGUAUUCGUAGAACAGAUCCUUUACAUGCCAGUAUAUAUACUUGUUUUAGACGAGAACUCUUGGCUCUUCAAAUUUUGUUAUGAUUGUUGUCAAUUCUAUUCCAAUCAAUGGGGUAUUUGCUUCUAAAA